This is a messenger RNA of Naumovozyma castellii, 207 nucleotides long. RefSeq names its product Cmi7p (gene CMI7). The record is from RefSeq and is a predicted model, not a curated record. Bases 1 to 207 code for a protein of 68 amino acids. Lineage: Eukaryota; Fungi; Ascomycota; Saccharomycetes; Saccharomycetales; Saccharomycetaceae. The transcript has a single exon.
AUGACUGUUGAAGAGAAAGAUAUUCCUGAAUUAACAACUGCCAGUUUUAGAGAAACAUUUUUAAUGCUACAAGACGGUGAGAAAGCUAUGGAAGAGCUGGAAAACAAAGUUGAUCAAAUGGAAAAGAACAUGGAAAGUUUAUUGGCUCAAAUAGAAAAAAUGGAACAAGAGAAUAAUACAAAAGACACCAAUGAUACCAAGGAAUAG